Paramecium tetraurelia is the source of this 546-nucleotide messenger RNA. RefSeq lists its product as uncharacterized. The record is from RefSeq and is a predicted model, not a curated record. Lineage: Eukaryota; Ciliophora; Oligohymenophorea; Peniculida; Parameciidae. The transcript has 4 exons.
AUGUCACUUAAUAACUUCUUUAAGUAAAAGUAGUAACUGCAAAAAGAAAAGGAGGAAAAAGAUAAAUAGUAAAUAAAAGAGUAAUCAGAUUAAAAACGAAAUAUAUAAUCUGUAUAAUUGAAGGCUCGUGCCUCAUAAAGGAUUGAGACAUUUUAAGAAACAAUGAUGUCUAAAUAAUAUGUAGAAAGUAUGAAAAAUGGAUCAUACCCAUUACUGCCUACAAGCAAGCAUUCAUUUCGAGAUAGAGAAAAAGACAAGGAGAUGGAAAAGAUGGGUGGAAUCUAUCUGAAAACAUUCCAAGUAGCAAAAAACAGAGCUCAAACCGCAUAACAAGAAUUUAGGUCUGCUCAUUUAGCAACAGGUGAGUUUGAUCCAAACCUUCCAACUAAAAAUCAUGAAAAGUGGUUGAAACCAAAAGAUUUAUCAAAGCAAAGUGAGCCAAUGAGAUUUGGUUUAAGUUAGAGAACUGAAGUUGAAAGAGUGAACCAAGAAUUAAAAAAGGUGAGUGAACAAUUAGAUGUCUAAUUUUCAAGAAUAAAGACUUGA